GUCAUUUUACCUAAAUUAAAAGCAUGGGCCUCUUGAGAGCAUCCGUACGGACCAUUUACUCUCGCGGCCCAAUCAUCGUCAACACCAGUAGUGGCACUCUUGAAACGUUCUUCAAUGGAGAAAAUUGCAGUAUCAAAAUGAACUUUUGCCUAUGGAAAAAUAACGAGGAAAGCGAAAGGAUGUUCAGGAUUGCCAGCGGUCGUAGAAGGGUUCAUUAUUAUUGUUACUUCUCUUCUUCCUUGUUUUCACAGUGUCCUCACAACCUCAGCGCUAGCUUUAGCACAGGGCUACACCUCUCAUUAUCUCCAACAGAAUCUCAUUAUUCACAAGAUUAUCACAGACUCUUGUCCAUUCUUCAAGCGUGUAAGAUGUCACCAAAUUUGAGAACUGCAGCUAGCACACAUGCUAAUAUUAUUAAACUUGGUUAUGGAAUGUAUCCUUCUCUUGUUUCUUUGAUGGUAGUGACAUAUGUGUCUUGUGAUGGACUCAAUCUUGCGCGUCAACUGCUUCUUGAAAUUCCUACGGGAUAUUUUGAUGCUGUCUCUGCUAAUUUAAUGAUGGCUAGUUUUAUGAAGAUGGGGGCAGUUGAUGUUGCGAAGAAGAUAUUUAAUGAUGUUCCUCUCCGGGAUUUGGUUACUUGGAACUCACUGAUUGGAGGUUAUGUGAAAAACGACAUGUUUAAGGAGGCACUCAGUGUCUUCAGAAAGAUGCUGAGGUCUAAUGUUGAACCAGAUGGAUAUACUUUUGCAUCUAUCAUUACCACAUGUGCUAGACUGGGAGCCAUCGAUCACGCUAAGUGGGUGCAUCACUUAAUGACAGAGAGAAGGAUUGAGCUAAAUUACAUUCUUUCUGCUGCUUUGAUUGAUAUGUACUCGAAAUGUGGAACAAUUGAGAUAGCUAGAGGAAUAUUUGACAGUGUUGAGCGUACAGAUGUCUCUGUCUGGAAUGCGAUGAUUAAUGGAUUAGCUAUCCAUGGUCUUGCUUUAGAUGCAAUUGAGAUUUUCUCACUGAUGGGGUCAGAAAAUGUUUCACCUGAUGGUAUUACUUUCAUUGGACUUCUAACAGCAUGUAGUCAUUGUGGCUUGGUUGAAGAGGGUCGAAGGUAUUUUCAACUAAUGAAAAGUCCGUAUUUGAUUCAACCACAACUUGAGCAUUAUGGAACCAUGGUUGAUUUACUAGGCAGAGCUGGAGUGCUUGAUGAAGCUUAUACAGUGAUCAAGGAAAUGCCAAUAGAGCCUGAUGCAGUCAUAUGGAGGACAUUUCUCAGUGCUUGUAGAAUUCACAAAAAUUAUGAGAUGGGUGAAGUUGCUAGCACAAAAAUAUCUCAUCUUGGUAGCGGAGAUUAUGUCUUGCUGUCGAACAUUUAUUGUUCAACUAAGAAAUGGGAUAAUGCCGAGAGAGUUAGAUGUGUGAUGAAAUGGAAAGGAGUUCGUAAAAAUAGUGGGAAAAGUUGGGUUGAAGUGGGUAAUGUUGUUCACCAGUUCAAGGCAGGUGACAGAUCACACCCUGAAGCUGAACUAAUAUAUAGAGCUUUGAAUGAAUUGUUCCAUCGAACCAAAUUGGAAGGAUUUAGUUCCACAACUGAGUUGGUUUUGAUGGAUAUUUCUGAUGAGGAAAAGGAGGAAAAUUUGAGUUACCACAGUGAAAAAUUGGCAUUAGCCUAUGGGAUCUUAAAAUCUAGUCCUGGAACUCGUAUUCAAGUAUCGAAAAAUAUUCGUACUUGUCCAGAUUGCCAUUCUUGGAUGAAAAUGGUAGCAAAGGUGUUGAAUAGGGAGAUCAUUGUGAGGGACAGAAUCCGCUUUCAUCACUUUGCAGGUGGUUAUUGUAGUUGUGGGGAUUACUGGUAGCAAUUCUUUGAAGUUCCAAUUGAGUUUGGUAGUUGAUGCUUAAGUAGACAUCUUAUAGUGGAUGUCUCAAAGCUUCUUGUGGCUCUUAUCUUGCCCGUUAAUAGCAUCGUAUCUGCUGUCUGCACUCUUCAUUCAAGCACACCACUUCGAUGAUGACCUCCUCGAGUAGCAGUUGAGUAAAGUGCAUCUGGUUAGAAUCAGUGCCCAAUGGUUUAUUUCCAUAUGCUGCAGCACCACGCUUUGCCAUAUGAUAUGCCCAUCUAUGGAAGAACUUGCGGAAUAUUACAUCCGGGCCAGUUCUUAAAUUAUUUUUUGGUCUUUGAGAAUGAAAGUUGACAUUCAAGUGAUGCAUUGAUUUCAUUGUGGACUUCUCCGAUAAAAGGUGAUUCUGCAUUGCUGGACUUGGACAUGUUAAAAGCAACUCAUCUAUGCAAAUUUCAUUAUACGCAUAUAGAUGUAUAUUUUCAAUGUAUUAGUUUUCCUCAAUGCUAUUAAAAAGAGAGCUACAUCAACUCGAUCAGGUUGAAGAUUUCAGUACAAUUACUUGCCUAGGCGUCCUGUAUAGGAACUAAUUGCAUUUUGCCUCCGUAAGUCUCGGGAAGCUGGCUUUCAUCAAUAUCUUGAAGUAAGGUUGCUGUCAGUCGUUUGUUGUCCACAAAUAUGAUCUGUGAAGAUGAAAAAUAGUUUGGUGAAGAUGAUGUGAUACAAGUAGUAAUCAACAGUCUCACCAAGUUGUCCGUGACAUCAACCGUAAGUGUGACCCACUCUAGAACUCAUACAUCCAGAUUUAUGUGAAACACAAAUAUUUUAGAACCUCACCUUUUUCUUGGUGUUGUUGUCUAUGAAAGGACAUAUUAUCUUCCAUAAUGUGCAAAAUAAGGAAGGAACAUUGACAAGAAGUACUUUGCCAAGUCUUUCUGGAUAGCAAUCCUGCAAAAUAGAUAUCUUUAAGAUUAUGGACUAAAAUAAGGUGAGCCUCGGAAGAAUGAAGUAGAUAACUAGACACUAUUGGUUACUAAACCUGUACGAUGGAUAAGGACGCAAGAUAAGCACGGACAUCACUGUUUGAGUAGCCAAAACUUUGGAGAUCUCCGAUUACGGUAUUUCGUCCAUGGUGGAGUUUGUUACUGAUGUUUUCCUCUGAUUUUGGAAAGAAAAAAAAAGGAGGGUAAUAAAGCUGCUACUAUUAUUUCAAAUGCUGUACCUUGCACACAGUUUGUCCAGACCGAAGACUACAAAACCUGAGGCAAUCAAAGAAAGACUUGGAUGUGAGAAAUUGACUGGUUCAAAGCCCAUUUUCACUGACCAUGAAGCAGUAGGCCAUGUGGAAUUAGAGAUAAAGGUAGAAAGGUAGUCAUACGUUUGAACUCUUCAAGACCUCCUAUUUUGUUUUGAAUAUGCCUGCCACCAAAAACGACAGCAAUAGGACAUCCCUUUUUGUCUACACCUUGCAUGAACAUCUUGUUCUGCGCUAUCUCGUUUGGUACCUCACACACUGAAAUGGAUCCUUUUGGUACAAAGCUUUGCCUCCAUUUAAGGUAUUUCAAGAACAUUGCUGCAGAUUUCUGUAUGUCCAGAUCGCGAGCUCGAAGAAACCUUCUCAAGGCAUAAUCAUCUACUUCCUGCAAACAAAGGUACAUGGAAAUCAUUUCACUUUCGAUUAAGAAGUAUCAAUUUUUAUAGUUAAAAAGGUGAGAGAGAUGCUGCAAUGCUGCAACCAAUUGUAUAAUACCUUGAUAGAAGGAUCUUGCUUUUCAACAAGAGCUCUCAUUAGUUCAA
Messenger RNA from Capsicum annuum, 3626 nucleotides. Its product is annotated as pentatricopeptide repeat-containing protein At5g50990. The transcript has 4 exons. Gene Ontology annotation, biological process: RNA modification. Bases 24 to 1847 code for a protein of 607 amino acids. The record is from RefSeq and is a predicted model, not a curated record. Gene Ontology annotation, molecular function: protein binding; RNA binding; zinc ion binding. NCBI's taxonomy places the organism in Eukaryota, Viridiplantae, Streptophyta, Magnoliopsida, Solanales, Solanaceae.